AUGUCUCGAACUCCAAACACGCCAGCGCGCACUUUUCAGAUUCGCUCUAAUGGGCUCUUCAAGAAAGGCAACACUCUGUUCAAUUUGCUACAUCCCAGGGUCAUGAUUCUCAUCCAGCCUGGCGAUGAUGUGAUUCCUGGAAGCGGAGAAUCGCUUGCAUAUGCUUCACAUCGAAGAGAAGAGUGGCCCGAGCUCUAUGAGUUUUUUGAGUCAGCAGGUGUAAGGCCUCGCAAAAUCCUCGGGCCUGAUGAUUUCGAUACUGUGGCCGCUCGGCAGUCUAGUACUCCGCGUGAUCGGGUUCGUAUUCCAGACCAGCAACGCGACACCCCCUUUCCAGAGAUGCCUCAUCAGCCGGAUUUCUUCCGCUUGGGCCCAGAGAGUCUAUCAGAGAGCCUGUCUUCUGAUUCCUGCCGAGAUAAUACAUGUUCAGAGGCAAGUCAUACAUUUCAGCCGGCUGCUUUGCUAGCACCAGGGGUAGAAAGUCAGGCUUCUGACUCACUUCGAGGAACGCCGGUCCCCGAUAUGAACGCCGGGCACUGUCCUGCACAGAACAGGGUGGCAACAGAGCAGGACUUUGAACAGUCUCUUCUUUCAUUGCUGGAUGACCCUUAUGACCAAAAGCUAGAGGCUCAAGUGAGGCCGGAAGCUUUGCAGCGAUCUGAGCAGUUGCCCAAACCUUCCGGACGUUCUGAUGACAGCCUGUGUUGGUCUCGCGAAGCCACACCACAGGCUAACAAUAAAAGGAGGACAGCCUCUGGGCCAGAUAGCAUGAGAAAGCGGCGGUCCAUGGCGGGUCCGGAUGAUCGAGACCGCCGCCGAAGAAUGAUGACUCGAUCACAGGGACAUUCCUUUUACUCCAAGUUAUCACAAUAG
Fusarium verticillioides 7600 is the source of this 873-nucleotide messenger RNA. RefSeq lists its product as hypothetical. The record is from RefSeq and is a predicted model, not a curated record. The transcript has a single exon. Lineage: Eukaryota; Fungi; Ascomycota; Sordariomycetes; Hypocreales; Nectriaceae. The coding region runs from base 1 to 873 and encodes 290 amino acids.